Molecule: messenger RNA, 525 nt
Organism: Dermacentor silvarum
Lineage: Eukaryota; Metazoa; Arthropoda; Arachnida; Ixodida; Ixodidae
Exons: 1
Coding region: 1-525 (174 amino acids)
Source: RefSeq, a predicted model, not a curated record
AUGUUCGGGGCCGAGCGCUUUCAGCAGUACCUGUGGGGCAGAGAAUUUGAGGCGGUCACGGAACACAAGCCACUGCUGGGUCUGCUGGGGCCGGACAAGGCGGUUCCCGUGCAGGCAUCGCCUCGAGUGAUACGCUGGGCCUUGAGGCUUGCGGCCUACAGCUACCGGCUGGUCUACCGUCAGGAAAAGGACCUGGGACCUGCAGAUGCCCUUAGCCGUCUGCCCCUGCCGGAGGUGCCAGCUGCUGCUCCAGAGCCUGCUGAACUGUUCAUGCUGGAACACGCGUACCCGGAGGUACUCUCCAGAUCUGCGGUGUCACAGGCGACCAGCCGGGACCCAGUCCUGUCCCAGGUGGUCAAGGCGGUGUCCCGAGGGCAGGAGUUGGUGCAGCAGGCUUACAGCCACAAGGCUGCCGAGCUGGGCCUGCAGCAGGGCUGCCUACUGUGGGGUUCCAGGGUGGUGAUCCCACAAAGUCUCCGGUGCAGGGUCCUGCAGUUGCUGCAUGUGGGUCAUCCUGGUGUAUAA